Molecule: messenger RNA, 1917 nt
Organism: Leptopilina boulardi
Lineage: Eukaryota; Metazoa; Arthropoda; Insecta; Hymenoptera; Figitidae
Product: homeobox protein rough-like
Exons: 2
Coding region: 240-1181 (313 amino acids)
Biological process (GO): regulation of transcription by RNA polymerase II
Cellular component (GO): nucleus
Molecular function (GO): DNA-binding transcription factor activity, RNA polymerase II-specific; RNA polymerase II cis-regulatory region sequence-specific DNA binding
Source: RefSeq, a predicted model, not a curated record
CAAAUAACAUCACUACACUGAAAAGUUUUGUUCACUUCAUUUGUGAAAACUUGUAAUUUUUAUUUUUCAUUAUAACAAAACAAAUUUUCAAAGUAUUUGAAAAUUAUUUUUUUUUUUUACUCAACUUUUUACUAUUUUUGAAUUCAAGUGUUGAAGCAUUUUUUGGUGCAAAAAUAUAUUUCAAGUGGUUAAAACAGUUUUUUUUUUUUGGAAAAAUUUACUAUCGAAAUAUAGAAAAAAUGGCAUUCAACGAUAUGAGAUACCGUUCAUUUUCCUCUUCAUCGAAUGAAGAGAAUUUAAUUUGCAAUUCUGCAACUGAUGGUGGAAUUUUACCGCCAACACCACCGCACGAUUAUCAAGAAUUUGGAAAUUCAAGAUUUGUACCGGUCAUCAAUUAUUGUCCAGUGAAUCAACGUUCUCUCGUCAAUGUUUCACCAAAAGUUUCAAUUUCAAAAGAAUCAAAAACUGAAGGAAGAAAAAAACGUCCAAGAACUGCAUUUACAAGCGAGCAAUUAAUUCAAUUAGAACGUGAAUUUGCAACAUCUCACUAUAUUCAUCGUACACGUCGUAUUGAAUUGGCAAGAAAUUUGGAUUUAUCUGAGCGUCAAAUUAAAAUUUGGUUUCAAAAUCGUCGUAUGAAAUUGAAAAAAGAAACAAAAAGUGAAAUUAUUGUUGCUGAUAAAAAAUGUAUUCGCAAUACAAUAAUGGAGAAUUCAAGGCAAUUAAUACCAAAUGUACAAAUGUCAAGAGGUGAAUUAACAAAUAUCAAUAAUAAUAAUCAAUUAAUGGAAUCAACAUCGUGGCCAACAAAUCAUGGAAAUUCAAUAGAUAGAAAAAUUUCUGUUAUUAUACCACAAUCAAAAUUCAAUCACAAAUAUAUGAAUGAAAAUAAUUAUCAACAAGAUUAUUUUCCAAUACAUCAUGAUGUUAUGGGAAAUUUACGUUAUCAACAAUCGCAAGUUUAUCAACCAGUUCAACAUGAUUUUUUUGAGGUAAAUGAUUCAAUUAACAAUUGUCGUUAUCAACAAUCGCCGGUUUGUCAAAAUAAUAAUAAUAAUAAUAAUCAACAUCAAUAUUUGUCAUAUGCACCAAUUCAAUAUGAAGAUUAUUCAUUUGCCAAUGAAUUGGGAAAAUAUGUUGAUUUUCAAAAUGAAAAUUGUUCAAAUUUUACUGAACUUUAAAAAAAAAAAAAAAAUUUGUUGAAACAUUCAAAAAAAAAUUAUUGAAAUAAUUUGUAAUUUUUUUUUUUCUUUUCUGUGUAGUAAUUAUUUUUUUUGUCUCUAGUCAAAAUAUAGAUUUAGUUUUUUUUUUUUUGUAAAAUUGAUUGUACAUAUAUUUUUAAAAAGUUAACUUGUUUUUUUUAAAAUUGCGAUCGUAUAGUUUUUACUGAUAGUUUCAUUUUAGGAUUUUGUAUAUAAAUAAUGUAUUUAAAAAUUAGAAGUUAUAAAAAUUAUAUGUAAAAACUAAAUAAUUUAAAAAAUAAGAAAAUGUAUUUUAAUUGAAAAAUGAAUUUAAAAAUUAAUCUAAUUUUAGUAAAUUAUAAUUAUAUAUAUUAAUAUUAAUAUAAUUUAUAUAUAGUAAGAAAUUAUUUCUUUGUACAAAUUUUUUAUUUUCAAAAUUUUAUUUGAAAAGUAGAUUUAAAUAAAAAUAUUGUUAACCACGCUUAUUCGAAUAUUUUUAGAAUUUUUCUGUUGUAUAUAUAUAUAUAAUGUAAAAAAAAAGUAAAUUAAUUUUCGUAUAUUUUUUUUUUUUAAUGUAUUGUCGUUGUACGAAAUUGUAAUAUGCGAAAACUUAAAUUUAAGUAUAAUUUCAAUAUUUAAAUAUAUUUAUAUAUAAGAAUAAAUUAAUAGAAUUUAAGAAUUAUUGGCUUGUGUAUCUGGAAUAUAAAUGUUUAAUAAAAUUUUGUACUCUUUUAUA